AGAUCGCGAAUAGGCGCGGGCGCGGUCGCACUGCACCUCCACCGAACACUGCGAGCGCUAGCAUAGCAUCGAUCAUGGCUGGCGUACUCUUUAUUGUUAACGUGCCUAAGAAAGAAUAUGAAAAUUACUUAAAAAAUAACAUUAAUCCUAAUUUCGUAGACGAAAAAGAGAAAUUCGAUAAGGCAUCAAAAGUGAUUCACGAAUUAAAAGAGAAACAUUCGGGUUCUAAAUCCGUGGAGUCGUUUGCGCAGGACAAUGACAAUGUUGUUAUAAUAUCUAAGUGUCGGUCAACGGACUGCUUGCACCAGAACUUGGGAGUAGACCCGUACAACAGCCGGAGUGAGACCAUCACGGCUCCUGGACAGCCGGCCGACCCGAAGAGUUACGUGAAGGCUUCGUGGGCAGAGUUGAAACAAGCGAUCAAGCCGAGGAAGAACAAACUUAUUAUAACUAGACCCGUGCGAGGAGUCGAAGUUCUUGCAGCUUUUCACUGGGACACACCACUCGAAACUAUUCUGUCAGAGAUAGUGGAACGAUUAGCCAUUAAGAAUGCAGCAUGGAGCUCAACGAAGGAUGACAAAUUUUGGCAGGUUAUCUUCUCCCUUGAAUCGGGAAAUCUCAGCGAGGAGUUGUUACAAGUUUUAAGGACUUUUGGCAUAGGCUCGAGGCAUCAGUCGUCAGUUAGUGUACUGCCUUGUGCCUUGUUCUACAAGUCCAAUGACGGAAUUAGCGCAGCUGCCUCCGAUUUUGAAGGAACAAGAUGUGAAGAUGAACCCAACACAGCAUGGUCUCGCUUCUCAUCAUCGGUGCGCGCACGCACGAACCUUGCGCAAGUUUUACACGAUGUCCGCGCCGACGCAGCCCUAACAUUCGACUGGGUCUUCCUACUCCUGGUAGCAGCCUUCGUGGCUGCCAUAGGUCUGGUGGAAAACUCAACUGUCAUACUCGUUGCUAGUAUGCUUAUAUCACCACUCAUGGGUCCAAUCACAGCAGGUACUCUAGGCACAGCUGUCAAAGACCGCUCCCUUCAACUGAUGGGGGUUAAGAACGAGUUCCUUGGUCUGUUCCUGUCUCUUGUCAUGGGAUUUCUAUUCGGUCUCACCAUAUGCGCCAUUGACGAGCGGUAUGGGGUUGUGGAGGACUGGCCCACUUAUGAAAUGAUAUCAAGAUGUGAAUACCGUUCUCUGUGGGUGGGUAUUCUGGUAGCCAUACCGAGCGGAGCUGGCGUGGCGCUCGCCGUGUUGGGCGAGUACACCUCUUCACUUGUUGGCGUCGCCAUAUCAGCUUCAUUGCUGCCUCCGGCUGUUAAUGCUGGUCUUCUAUGGGCCAUGGCGCUAACUCGGCUGACAGUUACCAACGAUGAACUCCGCUGGCUGGUGGCACAACCCUCAGAGCUCGCAGUACUGGGCACCGCAUCGCUAUGUUUGACUCUAGUCAACAUCGUCUGCAUAUUCCUGGCUGGAGUUGCUGUUUAUAAGGUGAAAGAAGUGAGUCCUCUCGACAGAAAGGACAUAUCUUGGUGGAAGGCCAACAGGACACGCCUGCAAGGCAAACAAAACAAAGACAAUUUGAACUGGGAUGCUUAUAACAAAUGGUAUAAUGAAAAGGCGAAAGGAGAAUGCGAUAGUGACAACCAAACCCCGACGGUGACCACAACUCCCGGACUCAUCGAGAAUGAAGCCAUCACGUUCCGGAGCCGACCCUCACUCAUUAAGCGAUUGAGGGCACAGAACAUUGAUGCAUAUUGUCGCAACCCUGAACUCGCAGACAUUUACAUACCAAUUGACGUGGAUACGAGUGCGGAUUUUGAAACCAUCGAAACUUACAGCACUCGGAACUUAGACUGUGAUAGCUCUACUACUAGUAAACUGAAUGGACCCAAUAACGAAGAAUUUAGUCAUAAUUAUUGUAACCUAGCAUUUCAAAAUGGCGUCGGCUGUGAAGUUCCUCAAUACCCCACCCUUGACCCGUCUCACAGCUAUACGGUAGACUCGAAGACUGGAGUCAUUUUAGAUAAUAAGGUUUACGAUGUUUAGACCAAUGCAAAUGUGUUAAAUAAUGUUAUUAAUUGUGAUUUAAAUUUGUAUCCAUUUUAUAAAUAUAUUAUACAGUAUUAAUAUAAUAACAAUAGAUUUUAAAA
Molecule: messenger RNA, 2140 nt
Organism: Helicoverpa zea (corn earworm)
Lineage: Eukaryota; Metazoa; Arthropoda; Insecta; Lepidoptera; Noctuidae
Exons: 10
Coding region: 75-2036 (653 amino acids)
Source: RefSeq, a predicted model, not a curated record